Molecule: messenger RNA, 4348 nt
Organism: Notolabrus celidotus (New Zealand spotty)
Lineage: Eukaryota; Metazoa; Chordata; Actinopteri; Labriformes; Labridae
Gene: atf7a
Product: activating transcription factor 7a
Exons: 11
Coding region: 1-1512 (503 amino acids)
Biological process (GO): regulation of transcription by RNA polymerase II
Molecular function (GO): cAMP response element binding; DNA-binding transcription factor activity, RNA polymerase II-specific
Source: RefSeq, a predicted model, not a curated record
AUGUUCUCCUCUUCUCCUUUCCCACAGUUACAUUGCAAGCUUUUUGCAAAAAUGGGGGAUGACCGACCUUUUGUGUGCAAUGCUCCCGGCUGUGGACAGAGGUUUACAAACGAGGACCACUUGGCUGUUCACAAACACAAGCAUGAGAUGACACUAAAAUUUGGACCAGCCAGGACCGACUCUGUCAUUAUUGCAGACCAGACACCUACUCCCACCCGUUUCCUAAAGAACUGCGAGGAGGUUGGUCUGUUCAACGAGCUGGCCAACUCCUUUGCACAAGAUGAGGAGGACAGGAGAAAGAGCGCUCUGCCUGCACCAAAUGCUGUGGCUUUGGACAUGAGCCUGCAGACACCAUCUGAGGUGAAGGUGAAAGAGGAGGAUCUUGUAGAGGUCGACUCCUCGCCACCAGACAGCCCUGACUCUAUCUCCUGCUAUUCAGACAGCAGCAUAGAGCCUCUGGCUAAAGUAAAGGACACACCACCCAGGAGUUCAGCCCCCACUCCCACGAUCGUGCGUCCAGGGUCCCUCCCACUACACCCCGGCUUUGAUGCCCUUCAGCCCACCAUGCCAUCACCCACCUCUGUCAUCACACAGGCACCACCUUCCAAUCGAACUCUGGGCUCUCCGACCAGCCACUACCCCAUGAUGAUGCUUCCCUCUGGUCAGGCAGUGCCCGUGCUCCCUGGACCCGGACAUAUUCCCUCUGUCAUUAAUCUUGUCCGACCCAUGUGCAUGGUACCCAACAUUCCUGGGAUCCCCGGUCCUCCUCUGGGAGGCAGCAGCAGCGGCUCUAACUCCCCCUCUGGCUACAGCAUCCACUCAGAGGCCAAGAUGCGUCUGAAGGCUGCGUUGUCCCAGCAGAGCCCAUCAGGACAUAGUAUGGGGUUCAUGGCCAUGGGCGGCAGCCCAAUGGCCCCUCAGAGGGCAGAGCAGAGCCAGCUGCUCGUCCAACAUCCGGAUGCUCCUUCACCUGCACAACCUCAGGUAUCUCCAGCACAGCCUACAGGUGGGCGGCGGCGGCGGACGGUAGACGAUGACCCAGAUGAGCGAAGGCAGCGCUUCCUCGAGAGGAAUCGUGCUGCAGCAUCACGCUGCAGACAGAAGCGCAAAGUGUGGGUCAAUUCCCUUGAGAAGAAGGCUGAGGAGCUCUGCUCCCUCAACGUCUCACUGUCGAAUGAAGUGUCUCUGUUGCGGAAUGAGGUGGCCCAUUUGAAACAGCUGCUGCUGGCCCACAAGGACUGUCCUGUGACCAACCUACAGAAGAAGACUGCCUACCUGGCUGCAGAAGAGAUUAUGAAAGACAACUCAGAGCCCACAGGGUCCCCUGCCCCGGUGAUUCAGCACAGCUCAUUGGCGCCCAGCCCCUCUGCAGGGCACAACGGCCUGAGCUCAAGGGCAGCAGCUGAGGCCAUGGCUAUGUCUGUACUGGCAGGAAUGGGCCAGCAGCAGAGGUCUGAGAGCGGACCCUCUCACAUUAUCAUGGCUGCACAAUCUCAAUCUGCUGCCAGAUGAUGAGCGAUGCCAUCGCAGCCCAGAAAUUGGCUCACACUCAUCACCCAGGGGUAAAAAAGAGCAGCGGAUCCACAGCCCCCCCCCCUCCUGACUUCCCAAAUCUAGAAGUCAGAAUUUCUCAUCUCCUCUUCGCUGUGCUCCUCUGCUCUCUUUGACCCUCCUGUAGAGCCAUCAUGCUGUGGCCUGGAGCCCAGCAACAGCCCUCUGGGAAUGGACCGAGACUUUUGAGAGAGCUUCCUGUUCACUUUGCCAUAGACUACAGGGGCUGGACUCCACCCUCACAUCCUCGUUUCUCCCAUCUUUUGCUUUCCUGCUCAUCUCUCCUCUCCUUCAGUCAGAACGACUCCUCGCUGGACUGUAGGACUGCAUCGCUCUGAGUGUACUGCCUAACCAACUCCCCAUGUGGACACCUAAACACACAUGUGCAUAGUGUCUAAUAACACACAGGUGUUGCAUAAACACUCAUGAUCAAACCAGAUACCAAACAACACACAGGGCUUCACACUGUUUUCAGCAGGGGAUAGUGCCUUGUUGAUCCUCAACUUUUUAGCCAUGCACACACACCCACACACACAUGCCAUCACAGCCUUUUUCCCUGUACAUCCCUGGCUCCAAAGAUGCCAUCAUGUCUAGACAUCAGUGACUCAAUUUUCACUUGUACUUGUUGUAAAUGGUUUCACCUUGAGGUGAUCUCAACCCAGACCCCAAAACCUUACCUCAUUCAAACCCCUCUAUGAUGAAAUAGAUGAACUGUACGUGCGAUUGGCUACGUGUGUAUAUAUUUAUGUACAUCAGAACAUAGCAGUUUGCCUACUCCUGAUCUCAUACGUUAAUAGCUGGAUUGUUAGCAUGUGACUUUUUCUAUUAGGGUGUUAUUUUGUUGAUACAGUAUGUGCAGCUAUAUUUUUUUUAUUAAUUGGCACAUCCCAAGAUCAGUCCACAGAACCAAAAAGCAAGAUUGACAGUGUUUUAUCUUAAAAUUAGUAUGUUUGACAAAAUCUUUUUUUUUUAACCUGAAGGGAAUUAAACCUGUACCCUCCUCCACUUCCUCCUCCUCUCUUUAAUCUAAAACAGGCUGUUCAUUUGUUUUUCUUAUUGGAUGCCUUUUUCCAUUUUAUAUGACUAUAUUUCUGGUGACUGUGUUUCUCUGUGUGGGCUCUCGACUUACUGUAACUGUUAUUUUCACACUUCUCAGGAUGGUUGCACAUCCUUGCUGCUCGUUGGAAGUGCGAUGAACCGAUCAGUCUCUCUGCUUCUUACCAAACCUAAACAAAAGCCAUAAUGACAUAAAAGAAAACCCUCUCUCUGAAUCUCCAAAGACAAACCUGGCACUUGGUGUGAGAAAGGAAGUUCACUUCUUGACUGUUCUUAUUUGUGAUUCAGACGUCACAGUGACACAAUCGUCAGUAUAGAAUUAAUUACUUGCACUUGUUUCUUACACACGGUCUGUCACACAAUGUCUCAUAUGUUUGCCUUAAGAUCACAUUGUUGCCUCUGAUAUACCCACUUAGAGACAGGAAUAGUUCAUAUAAAAAAACAAUGGAGCCUCAGGGAAUGAAAAGUCUGCCACCAAUUCAUCAUUUCAUCAAAUAAAAACAUCUGAUAGAUACAAGAUUUGCUCACUAAAGAUUCGUGAAUUUUCAACUACAAGUCUCUCCUCAGUGGCAUAAACUGAACCAAUACUGGUCUGUCAUCUGGUGGAGAGACGCAGCAAAGACAUGGUCAAGUUUUGACAGAGGAUGAAUCAAGAUCUCUUGUGUCUGUUUCUGAUUGUCUCUGGUUCUUUGGAAAUCCCAACAAGAUAUUUUAACAAGAUAUUUUCACACAAACACCCAAACAAGCCGUUUUCUUUUCUUCUUUUCUGUAUGAUUUUGUCUUCUUUUGUCUGAUACCAUCAUAUAUUUGAAAGAUGUGAUACUUCAAAAACAAAUAUCUGUCCACUCAAGGGCGUGUUUUAUGCACUAAAGUAAACAACUUUAUUGUCUCUUUGAAUUUCUGUUCAUUUUAUCGCAUUUCUCUUGGUCUUUUCAAAGAUAUCAGAUUCCUUUUGAAAAUCUAAAUGUCUCUUUUCUGUGCUGUAAACAUUAAUGGGAAUUUGCUCAGCAACUGUUUGACCUUUCACCUUCGACUGUACCUCCUGUGCUACAGUCCCAAUGGUGACCCUGGUGUUUUUUUUUUUUAUACUAUCCUAGCUAGCGCUAUAUUCGGCUGGCUGUCCCCUUAUAGACGAAUGUUCAUAUGAAAUGAAAACUCAAACAAUAUUUAGCUUUCAUGUUUUCAUGUAAUUCAUGUCAAUGGCACCUUUUCUGUAAUUUCUAGUUUCUUUUGUUGUGUGUUAUUUUCAGCACUAUACAAUCUUUGUCAUAACGUGUCUAAUUGUACUGAUUAAUAUAAAACUAGUUACUUUAACACACAGGUUUCUUUUAUGUCUGUUCUCUUAAAAGAAAAAAUGUCAUUAGUUGCUGACAAUAGGCUACAUCCCCUGUUUAUACACGUGAAGAUGAAUUUGGUCAUAUCCAUUUACUGUCCUUGCCUAACUUAUUUUUUAAUUGGGAAACUAACAACCAUCCUCACGGUCUUUGGCAUAUUAAUGUUAUUUAGAUUCGUUGUGAAAAGAGCAAUCUAAUGAAAAAUGCAACAAUGUGAAUGUUGCACAUAGUGUAUUAAUGAUUUUUCACACUCCCAUUGUUGGACUGAUAAUUUCAAAAAUUGUCCUUGUACUGUACAUAUCUGUACUAUAUGAAUAUAUUUACUUUUCCAUGCAUGUCCUCCAAGUGGAAUACUAUGAACACUUACAGUGCUGCAGUUUUAAUUAAAGAAACUACAUCUUAAUGAA